GCCCCUACCCACAAGAGCCAGGCCGUCACAUUUCAAAAGCAAUUCAAAACCGAAAGUGCUCAUCAGCGAAGAGGGUCGCCAAACAAAGCAACACACCCACCAAGGAUACCCAACCACCAACAUGACCUUGUCGGAGCCUGCUGUGGAUGUUGCCACUCCCAAGAUGGUGGACCACAGACCCCUUGACCCGGUGUUACUUCUAGAUCCUUGGUCUUGUGCCACGCCGACAAAGAAUGAAGCAAACGAACUCUCCUUCGAGUGUACGCUCGACGCGUCCGGAAAACUUGACAUCUCGGCCGCAAAGGGACUGUCGCUGGAUUCAACUUCCGAUGAAGGAGACGAUUACGAGGGAAGCGAGGGAUCUGAAUUGGAUGAUGAUGGGAAUGACACUGGUGAAAGACACAUUGAUGUUGUGUGGCCAUGGUGGUCAAAGGUUACCAAUAUCCUCCAUCAUUAUAUCCAAAAGUCAGUCUUGACUUUGUCAAUGGCGGCAGCAAGGAAUCCUAUUCGAUGCAUAGUGACCAUCCUGAUCCUCUCUUUUGCCCUCAUUGGCACUGGCAUCAUGACAAACUUUCACAUUGAAGUGGAUGAAUCCAAGAUCUACACUCCUUUCAAUGCCAUCUCACGCCACCACAAUCAAUGGUACCUGCAAGAAUCUGGUUUGGCAGAAGCUGCCCGAAGCACUGUCUUGAUGAUUCACAACCAUGGCAACAAUGUACUGGGCAUGGACACCAUGAGCCGAGUCUUUGAGGCUCUAGACACUGUUAGGAACACUACGGGGUACAACGAGAUCUGUGCCGAUGGUGCUCAUUGGGACGAUUACAAUGAAGAAUUCACUUGCCAGGUUGUCUCUUCCACUCGCUUUUGGUACCACGACAAAGCAUUGUAUAAUAGCCAAGUGAAGAAUGAAACUGAGCUUGUCCAGCAACUGUCAGCCCCAGAAUAUCCCGGAGGAGUACCAAUGAUUUCAGAGUACGUCAUGGGAAAUCUGCAACGCGGCCAAAAUGGCACAAUUAGCCAUGUCCCAGCCUUUUUUGUCUACAUCCUCCUCACAGACAAAGGAGAGGCAACCAUGGAGUUUGAAACUGCUGUUCUGGAUAGGCUUGCCAACCUGCAGACGGAAUGGGAUGGGGAUUUAUCGAACAGCCUCCGCCUAGACUAUUAUGCGGAAAGAUCAGGAGCUGAUGAGUUCCGCAGAGCAAUUGAUGCGGAUUUGUUCCUGCUACCAUGUGUCUUCUUUGUCAUGGGUGCAUUUACAUGCUUGGUCUUUUUCCGAAGGGAUCUGGUUCAAUCCAGAUGUCUCUUGGGAGUAGGAAGUGUUGUCUCCAUUCUCUUGUCACUGUUCGCUGGGUUUGGCCUUCUAUUCAUUUUUGGGGUCCCAUUUACCAGCAUGACACAGUUGCUUCCAUUUGUGGUCUUCGGUGUUGGUCUCGAUGAUACCUUCAUAAUCACUGGGGCCUAUCUAAGGACAAACAAAUCUCUAGAUGGGCAAGAACGAAUUAGGUUGGCCAUGCUUGAGGCUGGACCAAGUAUCACUGCCACAACAAUUACAACAGCUUCUGCUUUUCUACUUGGCCUGUUCUCUAGUGUACCAUCCAUUUAUUGGUUAUGUCUCUAUGCCUUCCCAACCAUUAUUGUUCUUUUUCUCUACCAAAUCACUUUCUUUGUGGCUAUUUUGGCUUUGGAUGAGAGGCGGAUACAAUCCAAAAGAAUGGAUGUCAUCAUUUGCUGCAAGAGGCAAGCCAGAGAUGAUGAAAGCAACGAUGACGAGAUCAGUGAAACGCAACAAGCUGCUGCGCUCAAGUCUCCCGCCCCCUUGGCUGACAGGAUCAUGGCUAGGUAUGCCUGUUGCCUACUUCAUCCAACUGUGAGGACUCUUGUGGUGGUUUCAUUCUUCACUUUCUUUGGCUAUUGCAUCCACCGGACUACAAUGCUGAAGCAAGACAUUGACAUCAAAAGUCUGUUUCCCAGUGAUUCCUACAUGAUUCCUGCUAUGACCACAGUUGAAAACUUCCAGGAGAGGUCAUAUGCCUUCCAUAUCUUUUUCAGAAAUGAAGAUCAAGGUGACCCCAUGAUACAGCAGCAAAUGAUAUCAUUUGUUGAAGAGAUACAGGCCCUCUCAGCCUUGGGGGCCCCACCCCCUCUGUGCUGGGUCCGUGACCUCCAGGCGUUGCGAGAAACAGAGUUUUUUGAUGUGGUCAGGGACUUGCCUUUUGAGGAACAGAUCCAGUUUGCCAUGAAUAUCCCUGCCUUCAAGGAGGCAUAUGGCAAUGAUAUUGCGAUUGACAGCAGCACUGGGAAUAUUACUGCAUCAAGAUGUAUUAUCCUAGCAAGGAAUUCCCAUUUGAUAGCGGAAGUUCAAAACACAAUUGACUAUCUGAAUGGGCAAAGAGCAGUGACUGAGGCUCAAGGCAUCAAUCAAAACAAAGCUGGAGGGGCAGAGUCGUUCUUCACUUUUCAAAGCAUCUAUCUUGUUUGGGAGUUCUACAAUGUUGCUAUCAGCGAACUUAUCAUGACAACUGUGCUCAGUGUUGGUGUGGUGAGCUUUCUGUCCCUAGUCUUCAUCCCGCAUUGGACUGCUGUGUUCUUCAUAGUUCCAAUGGUCUCAGUUGUUUACAUUGACUUAUUGGGUGUGAUGGAGAUGGCUGGCCUUGAUAUCAAUGCAGUGACCUAUGUCUGCCUGGUGAUCUCUAUUGGCCUGAUUGUUGACUUUCUGCUGCAUAUCAUGUUGCGGUAUGUCGAGUCUUCUGGCGUCUCUCGUGAUGACAAGGUGAAGGAGACUCUGGAGACCAUGGGCAGUUCCAUUCUCUUAGGGGGCACUUCGACACUGCUUGGUAUUUUGGCACUAGCUUUUAGUACCAGUAUGAUUGGGCGAACAGUCUUUAUGUCACUUUGCUCAAUGAUUAUACUUGCGAUCGUUCAUGGUUUGGUUGUGUUGCCUGUGCUGCUCUCACUGGUGGGACCUAUCUUACCUGUUGAGUCAAACGGUGCAUUCUGUGACGACUACAAUCAACAGAAGAUGGUGAUCCUGACUGACUUUGCAGCAUCCAAGCAGUCCACGGCACUCGCCAUAAUAGACGUUACGGAAACUUAGGGAUUGCUUGGGGCAAUCUGGUUAGCUAGCGUAACUCACUUGGUUGGUUCUCCACUAUUUGGGUGGAUGUUGAUUCUGACUAAUAAAAACUCAAUUUGAGUGUC
This is a messenger RNA of Seminavis robusta, 3198 nucleotides long. The record is from the annotation of a GenBank genome assembly. NCBI's taxonomy places the organism in Eukaryota, Bacillariophyta, Bacillariophyceae, Naviculales, Naviculaceae.